AGAUUGGUUUAUCUUGGAAAUACCAGGUGUUGCUUAUCCUGAAGAUCAAGUGACCAAUGACAUCAGCCAUGUCAUCGAGGCCUUUUGAAAGUCCACCUCCUUACAGACCUGAUGAAUUCAAACCAAAUCACUAUGCACCAAGCAAUGACGUGUAUGGUGGAGACAUGCACCAUCGGCCAAUGCUGUCUCAGCCAGCCUAUUCUUUCUACCCAGAAGAUGAAAUUCUUCACUUCUACAAAUGGACUUCUCCCCCAGGGGUGAUUCGGAUUCUCGCGAUGCUCAUUAUAGUGAUGUGUAUUGCCAUAUUUGCCUGUGUGGCCUCCACACUUGCCUGGGACAGAGGCUACGGAAAUGGCUUACUUGGGGGUGGUAUAGGCUACCCUUAUGGAGGCAGUGGCUUUGGUGGCUUUGGAAGUGGCUAUGGCUAUGGCUAUGGCUAUGGCUAUGGGGGAGGCUAUACAGAUCCAAGAGCGGCCAAGGGCUUCCUGCUGGCCAUGGCUGCCUUUUCUUUCAUUGCUGCAUUGGUGAUAUUUGUUACAAGUGUCAUAAGAUCGGAAAUAUCCCGAACAAGAUCGUAUUAUUUGACUGUGAUCAUAAGCAGUGCUAUCCUGUGUAUCAUGCUAUUUAUUGCCACAAUUGUCUACAUAAUGGGAGUCAACCCAACUGCCCAGUCUUCUGGAUCUAUGUAUGGUUCUCAAAUAUACGCUCUCUGCAACCAGUUUUAUACGCCUGCAGCUACUGGACUCUACGUGGAUCAAUAUUUGUAUCACUACUGUGUGGUGGACGCCCAGGAGGCCAUUGCCAUUGUGCUGGGAUUCAUGGUUAUGGUGGCUUUUGCUUUAAUAAUUUUUUUUGCUGUGAGAACUCGAAGUAAGAUAGACCGUUACGACAAGUCGAAUAUUCUGUGGGACAAGGAACACAUCUAUGAUGAGCAGCCUCCCAAUGUCGAAGAGUGGGUUAAAAAUGUUUCUGUUGGUUCACAAGACAUGCCCCCACCACCAUCUGACUAUGUGGAGCAAGUUGACAGUUCCAUGGCAUACUUUUCCAAUGGUAAAGUGAAUGGCAAGCGGUCCUACCCAGAUUCUGUCUACAAAUCAACACCGGUACCUGAGGUGGCUCAGGAGCUUCCGCUAACUUCACCUGUGGAUGACUACAGACAGCCUCGUUACAGCAGCAGUGGUAACUUUGAGACACCUGCAAAAGGGGCUGCCACGAAGGGAAGAGCAGGGAAAUCAAGGAGAACAGAGCAAGACCACUAUGAAACAGACUACACAACUGGUGGCGAGUCAUGUGAUGAGCUGGAGGAGGAUUGGAUCAGGGAAUAUCCACCUAUCACUUCAGAUCAACAAAGACAAGUCUACAAGAGAAGUUUUGACACUGGCCUCCAGGAAUACAAGAGCUUACAAGCAGAACUCGAUGAAAUCAGUAAAAAUAUGUCUCGCCUGGAUAAAGAAUUGGAUGACUAUAGAGAAGAAAGUGAAGAGUACAUGGCAGCUGCUGAUGAAUACAACAGACUGAAGCAAGUGAAGGGAUCUGCAGAUUACAAAAGUAAGAGGAAUUAUUGCAAGCAGUUGAAAAGCAAAUUGUCCCAUAUCAAGAAGAUGGUGGGCGAUUACGACAAACGGAAAACAUAAAAGGCACAUGUCACCUUACUUGAGAGAUGAAGAUAUAUCUGAUGUCUCUGCAGUGUUCUCAUAAGGCAAAUGACUGGACUCUAACCUGGAAGACCAAACCUUUGAGACUAUUACAGAGUUUUGGUAGCUUUAAUAUCCCCAUAAUAUCAUCAGUAUUGCAGCAUUGUAUAAAUAACUUUUGAAAAUCAACUUAGCUAAACACUCCAAUUUAAUGAUUUUAUUUUUUAAGCAUUGGUUCUUGUAUUAAGAACUAAAUACUGUGCGAUGUUUUUAAAUCUGAAAGGAAAAGAUCCCGAUAUGAACUGUGCUGUAAACUUUCACACCC
Chrysochloris asiatica (Cape golden mole) is the source of this 1959-nucleotide messenger RNA. RefSeq names its product occludin (gene OCLN). The coding region runs from base 57 to 1634 and encodes 525 amino acids. The transcript has 8 exons. The record is from RefSeq and is a predicted model, not a curated record. Gene Ontology annotation, biological process: bicellular tight junction assembly. Gene Ontology annotation, cellular component: cytoplasmic vesicle; bicellular tight junction; apical plasma membrane. Lineage: Eukaryota; Metazoa; Chordata; Mammalia; Afrosoricida; Chrysochloridae.